Molecule: messenger RNA, 1035 nt
Organism: Monoraphidium neglectum
Lineage: Eukaryota; Viridiplantae; Chlorophyta; Chlorophyceae; Sphaeropleales; Selenastraceae
Product: putative Cystinosin like protein
Exons: 5
Coding region: 1-1035 (344 amino acids)
Biological process (GO): L-cystine transport
Cellular component (GO): lysosomal membrane
Molecular function (GO): L-cystine transmembrane transporter activity
Source: RefSeq, a predicted model, not a curated record
AUGAACUUCAGGCUGAAGAAUGUGUCCGGCCUGUCCCUAGACUUCCUCGCCCUCAACCUGCUCGGCUGGGCCGCCUACGCCACCUUCAACUGCGUCAUCUUCUUCAUCUUCGAGUGCCCCCGGAAGCCGAACAGGCUCGGCGGCGCGGCCGCGGCCGCGGGCAGCGGCGCCCCUGGCGGCGGGGCGCCUGAAUCCAUCAGCGGCAGCUUCCUGGGCGCGGGCCCAAAGGCGGCCGAGCUGCUGUAUGGCGGUUUCUGCCCCUACGCCGUCGAGGUGAACGACGUGGCAUUCGCCCUGCACGCGCUGCUGGUGACGCUGCUGACGGCGACGCAGUGCGUCGCCUACCCCCGCGCCAAGGGCCAGAGGGUGCACGCCGCCGUCGCCGCCGGCGUCGCGGCCGCGGCCGCGGCGGCAGCAGCGUACGGCGCGGCGGUCGCAGGGCGGUGGUCGUGGCUGGGGCCGGCGGCGGCGCCGUGGCUGCACUGGGUGGACUGGCUGUAUUUCCUCGCCUGGAUCAAGAUGGCGGUCACCCUCAUCAAGUACAUCCCACAGGCCGCGCUCAACUGGCGGCGCCGCAGCACCCGGGGCUGGUCGAUCCUCAACAUCCUGCUGGACUUCACCGGGGGCGCGCUGUCGCUGGGGCAGCAGCUGCUGACCUGCUGGGCCACCGGCGACUGGGCGCCCGUAACCUCCAACCCCGUCAAGCUCGGGCUGGCGCUGGCGUCAAUGGCUUUUGACGCCCUUUUCAUGCUUGCCGCUGCAAAAACGCUCGCGGCUGUCGCAAGCCUGCGGGUAUUCUUCGCCAGCACGCGCGCCGACGACGCUACCGACACCCGCGCGCGCAUGUCGCAGGUACAACACUACAUCCUCUACUCCAACGCGCCACCCAUCGCCGCGCGGCGCGCCGUCGCUGCCGUUCCCGCCGCCGCUGCCGGCGCGAGCGCCGGCGCGGCGCUGGCCCAGCCGCUGCUGGCGGGCGCCGCCGCCCGGGAGGACGGCGGGGGGCAGCGGCGGGACGCCCAGGGGCAGGUCUAG